AUGUCUUUCCAGAAGUCUCCACUUCUAGCGAGUAAUCCCUUUAAGGAACCCUUAAGAAGCAGCGGUGGCGGCGGCGGAGACCUUCCCGGUACGAUUAAUGAGCAUGAGGUUACAGUUGCGCAGGAUAUCAAACAGGGCGAUGCCAAAAUGGCAGCAGAUCUCGCCAUCUUAACCGGCCAGCCGAAUGUAAAAAACCCCGUGAAGCAACUGCUCACGCAGCGUGAGAAUGCCACUACAGGUUCUGCUCCAUCGCACCUCAAUAAAAGUGGUCAGCACACGGUGGAGAUUAGGGAGAUGCACAACACAGGAACAUUUAUUGCCAAAAAAAGAGAGGUUGGUCUGAUGCGGUUGGCCCUGGCAAAUAAGGAGUCGGAAAUACGGCACCUUGAGGAGGAGAUGGACCGCGUUGACAAGAAACUUCGCCAGCAACAGGAGCAGCUUGCCAGUACGGAGGAGAAGUUUAAUAACUUUCUCAAAUACAGUAACUUGGAACAAGACGCUGCCGUGCGCCGGGCGGAACGUGAGAGUAAGGCCAAACAGAAACGACUCAUUGAUAUUAAGAAGCUUUCGGCACAAAUAAAUCACUUAGAGCAAGAUAUGCGCAAAACGGAGGUGCAACUGGAGCUCUGUAUGGAGUAUAAAACAUUUAUGGACAACCUCACGCCACCUCAGUUCUUUUUUGAUGUGCUGACCAACUUCCGCGUCAAGGAAAUCAACGGUAAAAUAUUGCAAGAGACUGAAGCGGCGUAUGCCCGGCAGGCCAGAAAGUUGAGGAAGCAGUACGAAGAAGCGGAAGCGCGGCGUGCAUCAAGAGAGGCUGAGAAAAACUCGAACAACAACGCUAUAUUUGAUGAUAUGGAUGAUAGCAAUAAAGAAGACGAGGAGGAGGAGGAGUUAAUUCCCCUUGAGACUCAGUUGGAGGGACUGCACCGGAGGUUCGAAGAGGAGGCGAACCGACGACAGGCGGAGGAGGUGGAAGUCAUUCGAAAUGAAAUCAGCGCCCUCACCGCUGAAGAGGUUCGUGAGGCGCUGCACAACAGUUACCCACACGAUAAAAUUCCCAUGUAUUUUACGGAGCCAGAGCAAAUUCUUGACAUCUUCAUUAAUGUUGAAGAGGGAAAUUUGUUCCUUAUUCAAAACAGUCAAGAGUUGGAGGAGGAGUUGGAACGUGUUGCCAUGGAGUUCCUGCACGAGCGGGAGGAAAUGGAUGCGAUGGUGAAGCAAAGGCAAACCCAGAUGGAUUCACUUGUAUCUCGUAUCAAGGAAUCCCAAGAUCGUCUAGCCCAAUUGGAGGAACGGCUGGUAGAUUUAGAAAGCAGUGACGCUGCCGGGCUGUCGAUGGUCGAUAGUGCAGGUGGACGCGGUGUAGCGGGUUAUGCAAAGACGGUGAAAGUUGCCAUGACACAAGAAGUGCUAAAGAAAAGCAUUGAACAGACGGUAGGUGAUAUUUUUCGCUGCAUCAAUCAAAGACCUACCAACCCUUCGCGGCAUCAAGAUGGUGUUGAUGGCGGGAACUCCCCAGUGCAUCCUUCAGGAAAGCGGAAGCAUUCUGCUGUUGUGGCAAAUAGAGGUCCAGCACUCGAUAAAAAGAAUGCAGCUAAAGGUAAGAAGAAAGGCCAGACCGCAUCGGCUGUUGCACCGGGUGCCACUGGUCCAACUGGCACGCAAGCUGAAAGUGAGACAAGUGCUAACAUGGGGCCAGUGGAGAUGCUUACCAUUAUUGAAAAUAAAGUAGAUGAGUACCACCGGUACAUCACAGACCCAAAGAAUGGCGUAGAGCAGUCACUGAUCAUGUCCGUCUUGAAAACUCGUGAUAAGGAGCGCCGACAUGCAGCUCGUGUACUUCACUUGGCUAAACAGCUAGCGGAGCGUGAGGAGCGCAACCAACGUGCUCUUGAGCGUUCACAGGCCACAGUGGUGAAGUAUCGGGGCAAACCCAUAAUGUGGCGGUCGAGACCCCCAGCCAACGCGCUCCGCCGCACUGAGGUGGAUCCAAACAACCCAGCACCGAGAGACCCCGAACAGGAUGACGAGUUCUUCCGUGCCUAG
Molecule: messenger RNA, 2049 nt
Organism: Trypanosoma brucei brucei TREU927
Lineage: Eukaryota; Euglenozoa; Kinetoplastea; Trypanosomatida; Trypanosomatidae
Exons: 1
Coding region: 1-2049 (682 amino acids)
Source: RefSeq, a predicted model, not a curated record